Molecule: messenger RNA, 1968 nt
Organism: Ruditapes philippinarum (Manila clam)
Lineage: Eukaryota; Metazoa; Mollusca; Bivalvia; Venerida; Veneridae
Product: transcription intermediary factor 1-alpha-like
Exons: 2
Coding region: 391-1530 (379 amino acids)
Biological process (GO): positive regulation of DNA-templated transcription
Cellular component (GO): chromatin; nucleoplasm
Molecular function (GO): zinc ion binding; ubiquitin-protein transferase activity
Source: RefSeq, a predicted model, not a curated record
AAAAUUGUUCAAGUUAUUUACUUUCGGGAGUAAUUUAUUACUUUAUAGAUAACAUAAUCUUAAACCAAGAUAAAACUUUACCGAUGUAGAAGUUACAUGUGGACUUUGGAUCAACGUUUUAAAAGAUAAAUAUAUUUUGUCAUUGGCAACAAGGUGAAUCUUUACAAAUAACUUAAAAGCUAAAAUUGGAGAUGAUAAUUAUACAUAGACAGUAAAAAAGGAAUAAGUUAAAUAUCAGUACAGGAGUAAAAAUGAACUUUGAAAACUUAAGAACUGUGAUUAAGUGUUGCUGUAAAGUAUUAUGUUUAAAAUGACUGUGGAAGGAAAUUGGGACAACUUUAUUGGUGAAUAGAUCAGAUCAAAUAACACGUUGAACAAAAUUACUACAAAAUGGCGACUGGUAAACAAAUAGAUACGGAUAUUCUUUUCGAUGAAAUAUUUGAUGUAUUAUGUUCAAUGUGUGAAAAUAAAGGAAAAAACACUGAAGGUGAAAAAUACUGUGUAGACUGUAAGGAUUAUUUUUGUAUAACUUGUGUUCAAAUUCAUGGUCAAGUGCCUCUGUGUGCUGGUCACAAGGUGCUGGAUAAAUCUCAAGUUAAGUCUGGAACCAGCAAAAGUCUGCCGAGGGCACCAACAGAGAGAUGUGACAGACACAGUCAUAAACACAUUGAUAUGUACUGUCAGAACCAUGAUAAUGUUGGCUGUUCUACAUGUAUGGCGGUUGAUCAUAGAUUAUGCAAGGAUACAUUCUACAUACCAGAAUUUAUCCAAAAUAACACAUACCAAAUUUCUUCAAGAGAAAUUCAAACACAGUUGAAAGAAUUAGCUACCACCCUUGCAGAAAAAGCUGAUAGAUUUAAACAGGAUAAGCAAAGGCUGUUAAAGAGGAAAGCAGAACUAUUGGCUGAAAUCAGAAAAUUCCGUCAAGAAAUCAAUGACCAUUUGGACAAGUUGGAGAAAAGUUCUAUAGAUGAGAUAGAAGAUAAAGUCAAAUGUCUUGAAGACAAGAUUGAAGAAGGUCUCAAACAACUACAAGCAAACAAGUCCAGGAUUUCAUCAGCUAAUGAUAAAUUAGCAUCUACAAACACACACCAAUCUGAAGUGUUUGUUUAUGUUAAAGUGGCAGAGGAUGCUGCAAAUGUUGCUAACACAUAUAUCGAAGAUGCAAAAUUUAAAAGUACUGUUGAAGACUUAGAUUUUAAACCUGAUAGAACAAUUCUUACACAACUAGAACAAAAGAAGACUCUAGGCAUAUUGUCAGAGAAACUUACAGAGACUACUGUCUCUUUAUUUCAGAUUAAAGGAAAUAAAUCAUAUAAUGUAAAAGUUAUGUCUGAUAAAAGCAGUUGUUAUAUCAGGAGUGUCUGCUGUAUGGAUGAUGGUUCAAUAAUUAUAACUGAUCACAACAACAGCAAGCUUAAACGGUUACACAGUUAUAACUAUACUGUCACUGACUAUUGUGAUCUACCUGGAGACCCAUGGCAAGUGUGUAUGAUCAAUAACACACAAGUAGCAGUAAUUGUUCCAUAACAAAUGGAAGUUUAUAUCAUUGCUCUAGGAAGAAAAAUGAAAACAACAAACAAGAUUAACAUUGAUUUUGAAUGUUUUGGUCUUGCAUAUGCAAACAAUAAUUUAUAUAUUUCAGACCAUGACACAUCAGUAUAUUUGUAUACAUUGUCUGGUAGGAAGCUUAGACAGUUCAAUAAGGAUCAAUCAGGACAUACGCUGUUCUCUAGCAUACACAGUCUAGCUGUCAGUAAGGAUGCUACAAGGAUUUAUGUUGUUGACUAUAAUAAUGGACUGAUAGUUCUGGACAACAAUGCUCAGGUUAUUUCAUCAUUUAAUGAUAUACAAUUAGAGGAGGCUACAUGUUGUUAUCUUACUGAAGCAGGUAGUGUUCUGGUAUCUGGAUAUGGCUCCAUUAAUGUUUUACAGUUUACAUGUGAUGGUGAGCUGAUAGGAGAAGUU